UCAUACCUUUUUAAUCCAAUAUCUCUCUUCAAUCCAAUCCAAGGUUCUUCAAUCAAUGCCAUCGAUCUUCAUUUCAUCUCUUCAAUCCAUCUCUCUUUAAUCCACAACACUGUUCAGUGUUCAAUCCAGCUCUUUUUAAUCCACAACACUGUUCAAUCCAUCUCUCUUUAGUCCACAACACUGUUCAAUCCAUCUUUAUUUAAUCCACAACACUGUUCAAUCCAUCUCUCUUUAAUCCACGACACUGUUCAAUCCAUCUCUCUAUUUAAUCCACAACACUCUUCGAUCCAUCUCUCUUUAAUCCACAACACUGUACAAUCCAUCUCUCUAAUCCACAACACUGUUCAAUCCAUCUCUCUAAUCCACGACCACGACACUGUUCAAUCCAUCUCUCUCAAUUAAUCCACAACACUGUUCAAUCCAUCUCUCUUUAAUCCACAACACUGUUUAAUCCAUCUCUCUAAUCCACAACACUGUUCAAUCCAUCUCUCUAAUCCACAACACUGUUCAAUCCAUCUCUCUGCAUUUACGUUCCACACAAAUCGUUUUAGAUCAUUCGAAAAUCGAAAUCCUUUUUCCGUUAAUCUUCAGUUUAAAUACAUAUGACUUCACAUUUAACCGGUGAAUUUAGAACAGGUACACAGUGACGUCACUGUCAGUUAUGACGUCAUUUAAGCGUAAACUCCCGGCUUAAACUGCGCCUGCGCAGACUGGACCCAUGCCGUGACAAACUCCGCACCCAAGUUCUAACAGCCAACUCUGAAAUUGAGGAAUGUGUUAUGUGUACACACGCCAAUACCGAAAGAAUGAGUUUGAAGCGUAAGGCGGAGUCUAGUAAGAGUGGCGGAGAGAAUCUAAACUCUGAUUUUAGCUCCGCCCUGCUUGAGCUGGCGGAGUGGGAGAAGAAUGUAAACCGGAACCAGUUCAAAUCGGCGGCGUAUAGAAAGGCUGCUACGGUUGUAUCUGGUCUUGAUUACAGGUUGACAUCCGGAGCUGACGCUGCUAAACUCCCAGGGAUCGGUAAGAAGAUUGCUGAGAAGAUUGACGAAAUGAUCGACACUGGGAAGCUGCGAAAACUUGAGAAUAUCAGAGAAGAUGAUUCGACCGUAGCGAUUAAUUUACUGACCAGAGUUUCAGGAAUAGGUCCCGCAAAAGCUCGAGAAUUAUUUGACGCUGGAAUAACAAACCUAGAGCAGCUUAAAAAGCAGCAUAUCAAACUCAAUCACGCUCAAAAAAUAGGACUCAAACAUUUCGAAGAUUUCGAACUUCGAAUCCCACGAGCCGAGAUUACGAAAAUUUUUAAUGAAAUGGAGAAAAUCCUGAAAAAGUUGGACCAAGACUAUGUUGUAACGGUAUGUGGAAGCUAUAGAAGAGAGACGGCCACGUCCGGAGAUAUUGAUGUUUUGUUGACACACAAACAGUUUAAACAUGCAGACAAACAUCAUGGAAACCUUCUCCACAGGGUGGUGGACAGACUGGAAAAAGAGGGUCUAAUCACUGAAAGAAUAUCUGAAGGGGAAACAAAGUUCAUGGGUGUCUGUAAACUUAAACAGUAUGAUCACUAUAGGAGGUUAGAUAUACGUCUUCUACCCUUGAACCAGUACUACUGUGGGAUUCUAUAUUUCACCGGAAGUGAUGUAUUUAAUAAGAAAAUGCGAACCUGGGCGCUAUCUAAGGGGUUUACCUUGAACGAGUAUAGUCUCCGCCCCCUGGAGGAGGGCGUGGCUGGGGAGCCCCUCCCUGUCUCCUCAGAGCAGGACAUUUUCGAGUAUCUAGAUUAUCCCUACAAGGAGCCAAAGGACCGAGCCUAAUAUUAAAAACAGGAUUUAAUCAAAUAAUAUUUAUCAAUUUUGAAGUUGGGAUGUAUAAUUUUCCUAAAAACUAAAACCCUGUAUCCUUUAAAAUCCUUUCCUUCACUAUACAAGGAAAUCUACAUUUAAAAAAAUAUAUUGGGGCAACACAGAAUAAAUGAUUUCAGCGAUCAAAAUUUCAGUGAAACUGCACUUUUGCUCAAAUAGCAUAGACCAAAAAUGUUUGUAAUAAGAUUGUUCUACCAAAUGUGUUAAUUUUUGUGCUUUAUUUAUUAAGAGAUUGUUAUGACAUUUAAAACGAGAUUUUAAAGAAUAUCUUCGUUAUUUUAUUUUUAAAAUCUUGACAAUAGAAAUCCUCAAAUUAUUUUUAGAAAUCCGCAAAAUUACUUUUAAAUCAAAAAUACGCAAAAUUUUUAUUCUUCAAAGAUUUCACCAUGGGUCGCACGAGAAGACGUCGUCCAGGUCUAAUUUCCAAUCUUAAGUCAUCCUCAGCCUCACUGUGAUAUGUGUUGUGUAUGUUUGUUAAUAUCCUUGUAUUAUUAAUUAUUUAUUAAAUUUUCAG
Eurytemora carolleeae is the source of this 2373-nucleotide messenger RNA. Its product is annotated as DNA polymerase beta-like. Gene Ontology annotation, molecular function: DNA-directed DNA polymerase activity; DNA binding. The coding region runs from base 780 to 1811 and encodes 343 amino acids. The transcript is spliced from 8 exons. Lineage: Eukaryota; Metazoa; Arthropoda; Copepoda; Calanoida; Temoridae. Gene Ontology annotation, biological process: double-strand break repair via nonhomologous end joining. The record is from RefSeq and is a predicted model, not a curated record. Gene Ontology annotation, cellular component: nucleus.